AUGCCAAAAGCGGCCUCUGCAGAGGGUCUCAAGCGCAAGAGGUCUUCCUCAACUCAUGAGAAGCCCACCACUGAGCGACGAAAGAGAGCGUCGUCAGCAUCCAGCAAUGAAUCCGAAGAUGCCAGCGCGAAAAUUCUAUCAAUGGAAGAAGGGAUUCUCGAGUCACGGAAGAACUAUAACGACCUCACCAUUCUGCUCAGUACUGCAAAUGACUUUAAGAAUGGGGGCCAAGAGAGCAUGCUCUCUACAGUUGUCUUGUGUCGAAUCUUUAUCCGAUUACUCACUCAAGGCUCCUUGAUCGCCAAGAAGACUCUAUCUGAGAAAGACCUUUUUAUUGUGGGAUGGCUGAAGGAGCGGUAUGCCGAGUUCAAGAAAAUACUGGUUACUAUUCUACAGGAUGAAGAGUUGGCGACCCCAGCAUUGACCUUGUGCAUGAAAACACUCAAGGCAGAGGGCGAGUUCCUUUAUGACAAGGACGAGUACACAUUCCCUCGAGCUUUCCUUCGAGAGAUCGUUUCCUCAUUAUUCGAGAGCGAAAAUGAAGAUGUGAUCAAGGCAUAUGUGGAAGAGUAUGUGGAGCAAUACGACGAUAUCCGUUACUUUACCUUCGAUGCAGUCAAGCACACUGUGGAGAAACAAGAAGGCAAUGCUUCGCCAGAGCUCUUUGAUCGAUGCUUUGCGCUCUUGUCAGCUUUGGACGGUGUCCCUGAAUCUGCCGAUCAGCUUGAAGAUUUCUUCGUUCCCAAACCAAAGAAAAAGACACAUAAUCUACGAAACGUCAAUCAGCACAAGAAACAAGCUCAGGAGGCAUGGCUAUCUCUCAUGACCCUCGUUGAGGAAAAGGACCAGCGAAAGCAAAUUCUCAACGUCAUCUCGACCGUGAUUGCUCCUUGGUUCACAAAACCUGAGUUACUUUCGGACUUUUUGACAAAUUGCUACGAUUCGGGCGGUUCGAUGUCUCUUUUGGCUCUGUCCGGUGUCUUUUACUUGAUUUCGGAACGCAACCUGGACUAUCCCUCAUUCUAUACCAAGCUCUACUCUCUCCUCGACCGCGACAUUCUUCACUCCAAGCAUCGAUCCCGAUUCUUCCGUCUUCUAGACACAUUUCUGGCUUCGACACAUCUACCAGCAGCCAUGGUGGCCAGCUUCAUCAAGCGCCUUGCUCGUCUUGCGCUCAACGCACCCCCUGGAGCUAUCGUUUUCGUGACUCCCUGGAUCUACAACCUGCUCAAACGUCACCCAACAUGCACAUUUAUGAUUCAUCGAGAGGUCCAAGAUCCAGAGGUGAAGAAGCAAAUUGAGGAGCACGGUGUUGAUGACCCUUUCCUCUCCGAAGAGGCGGACCCUAUGCAAACAGAUGCGAUAGAAAGCUGCCUUUGGGAGCUUGUUCAACUUCAAUCGCAUUAUCAUCCUAACGUUGCAACUAUCACCAAGAUCAUAUCGGAGCAGUUCACGAAGCAAUCUUACAACAUCGAAGAUUUCCUAGACCAUUCCUAUGCCACUCUCCUCGAAGCCGAGAUGACAAAGGAUGUAAAGAAGGCACCUGUUAUCGAGUUCCACAUCCCUAAAAAGGUCUUCACGCCAAAUGGCGGGGAGGCUGAGGCCGAACCAGAUAGCCUCCUAGUUAAAUUGUGGGACUUUGGCAACUGA
Fusarium tjaetaba is the source of this 1650-nucleotide messenger RNA. Its product is annotated as NOC4 nucleolar protein. The record is from RefSeq and is a predicted model, not a curated record. Bases 1 to 1650 code for a protein of 549 amino acids. The transcript has 3 exons. Lineage: Eukaryota; Fungi; Ascomycota; Sordariomycetes; Hypocreales; Nectriaceae. Gene Ontology annotation, biological process: ribosome biogenesis. Gene Ontology annotation, cellular component: Noc4p-Nop14p complex; small-subunit processome; nucleolus.